Fusarium tjaetaba is the source of this 1188-nucleotide messenger RNA. Its product is annotated as branched-chain amino acid aminotransferase. The record is from RefSeq and is a predicted model, not a curated record. Gene Ontology annotation, molecular function: branched-chain-amino-acid:2-oxoglutarate transaminase activity. The transcript is spliced from 3 exons. Gene Ontology annotation, biological process: L-leucine biosynthetic process; L-valine biosynthetic process. The coding region runs from base 1 to 1188 and encodes 395 amino acids. Lineage: Eukaryota; Fungi; Ascomycota; Sordariomycetes; Hypocreales; Nectriaceae. Gene Ontology annotation, cellular component: mitochondrion.
AUGUCUGCACAAACUUCUACAAACGGCACAAGUGGUUCUGCAGCCUCCGCGAAAGGACAACUCGAUGCAUCCAAGCUCAAGUUCAACUUGACAACAGCGCUGAAAGACGUCCCCAAGCCCGGAUCAGCUGAGCUAUGGGAACAGAAUGUCGCGACUGAUCACAUGGUAACUUGUCGCUGGACGGUACAAAACGGCUGGGAAGACCCUGUUAUCAAGCCAUUCGGCGACCUGACUAUCUCACCGCUCGCAUCAUGCCUUCACUACGCAACUCAGUGUUUCGAGGGCAUUAAAGUCUACCGUGGUUUCGAUGGCCGCGUCAGACUAUUUAGACCGGAUCGAAACGCAAAGCGCUUGGUUAUGAGCGCAGAGAGAGUUUCACUGCCAAGUUUUGAUCCCGAGCAGCUUGUUGAGUUGAUCAAAGCCUUGGUUCGCGUUGAUGCGAAAAAAUGGCUGUCGGAGCCCGGCAGCUUUCGGUACAUUAGACCAGCAUUGAUCGGAACCGGUCGCCAACUUGGUAUUCAGAUUCCCAAAGAAGCCAUCUUGAUGGUAACCCUCGUUUGUUGGCCCGACUUCUCCACCGAAUCACCUCCUGGUGUCGAGCCACGAUCUGAUCUACGUCUUAUCACAUCAAGGAAUGACACCAUCAGAGCGUGGCCAGGUGGUUUCGGCUACGCCAAGGUCGGUGCGAAUUAUGGCCCUAGCUUUGCAUCGCAUUGCGAAGCGCAACAAGCGGGCUACGAUCAGGUACUCUGGCUUCUGGGAGAUGAAGGCCAAGUCACAGAGGCUGGAGCUAGUAAUUUCUUCGCGGUCGUCCGAGACCAAAAGACCUUGAAGCCAGUUUUACUAACAGCGCCAUUAACGGAUAGAGUCAUUCUCGAUGGUGUUACCAGAAGAUCUGUUCUUGACCUGGUUGAAAGCCGACUUUCCAAGGAGCUCGAGGUCAGAGAGGUUAAAUUUACGAUUAAAGAUAUUGAGAAGGCUUGGAGAAAUGGUCUGCUUCAAGAAGCAUUCGUAUCUGGCACUGCUUUCUUUAUCAAGAAUGUAUCGACCAUUCGGGUCGGUGAUUUCAACAUCGACCUGCCGCAGAAGCAAGACGAUGGGAGUGCAUUCGGUCCGCAGAUCAAGAGCUGGUUGAAGGAUAUCAUGUUUGGAGGCGAGGGCCAUGAAUGGGGUGUCGUUGUGGAGUAA